GGCGGGGGCGGCACACAGCCCGGGAUCCGGCGGCAGAGGCACUGGCGGGCUCAGGCCCGGAGCUAGGCGGCCCGGGCGGUCGCACCAUGGACUCGGGCGCCGAGGAACACGAGCUCAACGGCGACCUGCGCCCAGGUUCGCCCGGCUCCCCGAAUGCCUCGCCGCCCCGCUGGGGCUGGAGGAACCAGCCCAUCAACAUGAACCAUUACGCCAACAAGAAGAGCGCAGCCGAGAGCAUGCUGGACAUCGCGCUGCUGAUGGCCAACGCGUCCCAGCUGAAGGCUGUGGUGGAGCAGGGCCCCAGCUUUGCCUUCUUCGUGCCCCUGGUGGUCCUCAUCUCCAUCUCCCUGGCUCUGCAGAUCGGCGUGGGCGUGCUGCUCAUCUUCCUGGUCAAGUACGACCUGAACAACCCGGCCAAGCACGCCAAGCUGGACUUCCUUAACAACCUGGCCACGGGCCUCGUGUUCAUCAUCGUGGUGGUCAACAUCUUCAUCACAGCCUUUGGGGUCCAGAAACCUGUGAUGGAUGUGGCACCCCGGCAGUAGGGCAGCCAGAACCCUGAAUGGCACCUGCCCCCCAACCUGGCUGCCAGACCCCAGGAGCCACCGUGCCCUGAGUCGUCCACCGGUCUACGUGCAGCACUCCCCAAACCUGCCGGUGCCCAGGCUGGUCUCGCUGGACCAUGUCCUGGGAUGAGCCUCCAUUCUGACUGUGACUGCCACGUGGGACUGGAUGCAAGGCCCAGGAGGUCAGAACGGCACAGCCCCAGAGACGUGCAGCAGGUCCCUGGAGCAGCUGGGCGAGGGGCCAGCACUGGCCUCUAUCUCAGGACUUUCAAGAAGGACAGGAGAUUCCCUCCCUUUGCCUAUGCACCAGCAGACCCAUUUCCCAUGGGGCCUGCCCAGGUGGCUCUGGCAAUGGCUGCCUCUGCCAUUUCCUAACUGGGGACCCUGGACAGCCAGCACCACCUGUUGGCCUUAGUGGUGGCCACCCGCUCUGACCUCCGUGCCUGGGCUUAGCAGCCAUCAAAAGGCAGCCGUGCCCAUGUGGGCCAUCAGCGCUGCCUGCGCCCUCCACCAGCAGUGGCCCUGCAGAGCCCCAGCCCCUCCUCAGGGGUCCAGACCCCACUUUCUAAUCAGGAGUGACCAAUGACGUUCAUGCUUAUCCCUGCCGGGCUCCGUGCACCAUCCUCCCCUCGUGGGCGGGGACCCUGCCUCGGCCCCUCUUCGCAGGGCCUGGGAGCAGUUUCAGCCAGGCUGCCUUCCCCAGAACGCUGGGUUCGGGAGCUCUUUGGCUCCCAACUUGACUCAGGGUGAGAUUUAGAGGCAGAGAGGCCAGGGUUUGAGGCUCAAAGGCCUUGCUGCUUUUAUUUCUUUAUGCAUAUGCAAAAUCACAGAAAAGUUGCAAGAAUAAAGAAUUCCCUUAGACACUUGUGAACAUCUUGCCAAGUGUGUCCUUAGCCACCCCAGAACCUGCACCACUGACCUCCAUAGCCACAGAGGAAUACGAUGCCCAGACGUACCCAUACUGGGUCACCUACUAUGCGUCAUGGGGUGAGCUGGCCUCCAGGGUGUGAGGCCUGAGUGCCACAGGCUCUGGGGGCCCAGCCGCUUGGUGUACUUGGACUGUCGAGUGCUUCUGUGCAAAGUGGUAGAAAUGGGGCCUCUGCUGGCCCUACCAGAGCCGUCCCAUCUGCUCUGAUAUAUGCGACAAGUGCUCACUACCUUGUCCCCAUGCCCAGGGACCCUGCUGUGUCUUUUGUAGCAACAUAAAAUAAAGCCUUGCCCGGGACCCUGCA
Sciurus carolinensis (gray squirrel) is the source of this 1798-nucleotide messenger RNA. RefSeq names its product ninjurin 1 (gene Ninj1). Lineage: Eukaryota; Metazoa; Chordata; Mammalia; Rodentia; Sciuridae. The record is from RefSeq and is a predicted model, not a curated record. Bases 87 to 545 code for a protein of 152 amino acids. Gene Ontology annotation, cellular component: membrane. Gene Ontology annotation, biological process: tissue regeneration; cell adhesion. The transcript has 4 exons.